This is a messenger RNA of Dermacentor silvarum, 811 nucleotides long. RefSeq lists its product as uncharacterized. The record is from RefSeq and is a predicted model, not a curated record. The coding region runs from base 14 to 811 and encodes 265 amino acids. The transcript has 2 exons. NCBI's taxonomy places the organism in Eukaryota, Metazoa, Arthropoda, Arachnida, Ixodida, Ixodidae.
AAAUUGUGUUUACAUGUUCUGCCAGUCGCUUGUACAGCAUUACUUGAAGAAGUACAUAAGUAUACCUACUGCCACAGAAGCUGAAGCUAUUGCCAGAAACUUUGAAGCAAGGUGCCACAUCCCUCAAAUAUUUGGGGCAAUCGACGGUACCCACAUUCCUAUCAUGGCACCAAAGAAAAGAUAUCGUGACUUUGUGAACAGAAAAAUGUGGACAUCAUACAAUGUGCAGGCUGUAGUAGACGACCGAGGGCGAUUUCGCAGUGUUACCUGCAAUGUCCCAGGGGGUACACACGAUGCAUCUGUGUUGAGGCUGUCAUCACUCUUCCAAAGAAGCGAGGAGCUGUUGCCAAGACAAGAAGUCAUGUUGAAUGGCUGUUCAAUCCCACUCAUGCUAUUGGGUGAUCCUGCAUACCCUGGUUUGCCUUGGAUCCUGAAGGGAUACACCUCGUCACAAGGAAGGCUCUCGAAGGAGCAGGAGUCAUUUAAUGUGUACCACAGCAGCGGCCGCAAUGUUGUGGAGCAUGCCUUUGGAAGGCUAAAGGGGCGAUGGAGAAUGCUAUUGAAGCAAGCCGACAUAAAUUACAAAUUUAUGCCGGCAGUCAUAACAGCUGCAUGCAUUUUGCACAAUUUUUGUGAAGAGAGAGGAGAGACAGUGAAUGAUGCAUGGAUUGGCGAUGUUAGGUCAUCUGAGGACGAGCUUUACCAGCAGCCGUCAACCAGACCUCUGCACACAGGCCCUGUUAAUGAAGUGCGAGAUUUCCUAUGGAAUUUCUUGGCCGAGAACUUUCCACUUCGGUCUGCAUCGUGGUGA